AUAAAAAUGUAAAAAACAUUUUUUUUUUUCAAUUUCAACAGCAAAUGUGCGUUCUACGAAUUCACGCUACGAAAUCCGUAGCGCUGCGGCCGGCGGAAAAGCCGCGGAGAGAGGUGCGCCAGCGCCGAUGGGACGAACCUAAACGCGCACCACCCCGCGCGUAUUUAUUCGCAAGGCCACGCCAGCGGCUCGUCAGUGCGCAAACGACACUCGCACGCGAUAUACUAUCACAACGGUUCACGCUGCGACGUCGCGACGCUCACAAUACGCGUACGAUAGAUAAAGUUUAUUUAAAAAAUAAAUAUAGACUCUCUGUUUUUGUAUAGCUUUUAAGAAAGUUCUGUUUAGACUGUUAUAAUUAUAAGUAUACAAUAUGUUUAUGUUCCUACAAAACUCUAAGAUUUUGUGGGGAAUAGGUCAAGUGGUGUAUUUCUGUGUUUCGCGGGCGUCAACGCCGUUACUGUUGACGUUCGCCGUCGCCCUGCUGGUGGCGCGUCUUCUGUUGGUCCUGCGGGAGAUUAAGAAGCUUCCACCGGGUCCGUGGGGACCGCCGGUCGUUGGAUACCUGCCCUUCCUCGGCAUCAGACAUAAAACGUUCCUGCAGCUGGCGCGGCACUACGGAUCCCUGUUUUCGGCACGACUAGGGAAUCAGCUUACUAUCGUAUUGAGCGAUCACAAGCUCAUACGAGAAGCAUUCCGUCGUGAAGAGUUUACGGGGAGGCCGAAUACACCACUAAUGCACACAUUGGAUGGACUCGGCAUCAUCAACAGCGACGGCAGACUAUGGAAGAGUCAACGCCGGUUCUUACACGAAAAACUGAGAGAAUUCGGCAUGACUUACAUGGGCAACGGCAAGCGUGUAAUGGAAACUCGAAUUAAGCAUGAAGUUCACGACUUAAUCGAAAAUAUCCGCCGCACUAAUGGUCUGCCAGUCGAUCUGAACCCUAUGCUGGCACUGGCCGUAUCUAAUGUAAUUUGCGGUAUCACUAUGUCCGUACGAUUUAGUCACGGCGAUGCUAGAUUUGAAAGGCUUAACUUCCUGAUCGAAGAAGGCAUGCGGCUUUUCGGAGAAGUGCACUAUGGAGAAUACAUCCCACUAUACAACUAUCUGCCCGGUAAAGCCCAAGCUAAAGAGAAGGUGGUAAAGAACCGCGAAGAAAUGUUUGCGUUUUAUCAAACGUUGAUCGACGAACAUCGGCAAACGUUAGACAUUAACAACGCGCGGGAUCUGAUCGACACUUAUCUCAUAGAAAUGGACAAGGCUAAGACCGAGGGUAGGUCAAAAGACCUAUUUGAGGGCAGGGACCAUGAGCUCCAAUUGAAACAAAUUUUGGGUGACUUGUUUUCGGCGGGCAUGGAGACUAUAAAAUCCUCUAUACUAUGGAUGAUAGUCUUCAUGAUCAGGAACCCGGACGUUAAGCAAAAAGUGCAAGAAGAACUAGAUGCUGUAGUUGGUCCAAAUAGGCUACCGAAUAUGGAAGACAUGGCCAGAUUACCGUACACCGAAACGACCAUCCUAGAGACGCUCAGAAUGUCAAGCAUAGUUCCUCUAGCAACAACGCACUCACCUACCAAGGAUGUUCAUCUUAACGGUUACAAGAUUCCAGCUGGAGCUCAAGUGGUUCCACUUAUAAACUGCGUGCAUAUGGAUCCUAAUCUCUGGGAUGAACCCAAAAAGUUCAACCCGAGCAGAUUCAUCGAUGAGAAUGGCAAAAUUAGACGCCCAGAGUACUUCAUGCCUUUCGGAGUUGGUCGCCGUAUGUGCCUAGGAGAUAUUCUAGCGCGCAUGGAAAUGUUCAUGUUUUUCUCAUGCCUGAUGCAUCAAUACGAUGUCGUUCUCCACGAAGGCGAUCCGCUACCUUCAUUGGAGGGUAUCGUUGGUGCGACGAUAGCUCCGAAGGCGUUCCGAGUCAAGUUUGUGCCGAGAUCGGCGCCAGAGCCUGUGGCACCCGUGUCCUUGCCCGAUCACCUGACACUCCGAAACGUCGGUGCCCACUAGAGGCGCUAGCCUCAUCGCCACACACCCACCAGUAUUCACUGAUCGCUCGUUUUAGAGCGCAUCAUCAACCAUUUUUAAGACUAGACUAGAUUAUAAUGUUACGACGCCGCUAUAGCGACGCUCGAGGCUGUGCAUAAAGUGUUCAAUAUUUAAUUAUAAACUGAACUUUAGUUGUAGGCAUAAAGAAAAUUCCCAUCGCAGUGAUUAUAAAAUGUUAUGAAAGUGUGUUUGCAGUAUUAAAGAGCGUAGAUUAUAAAUUUAUUCGAUAUUACGCAAAUCACACAAUUAAAGAUAUAUUUUGUAAAUUAUUUAUAAGUCGAUUAAGUUCUAGUAUCUAUACCAAAUUGAAUAUAUAAUUGUUCUAGAUCAUUAUUUAUUAGUAGUUAUUUUUUCACUAGAGAAUGUUGUAUUUUGAGUGUGAUCUCAAAGAUAUUGCGAUGUAUUGUAUCCUAUUGAGUGUAUAGACAUUCCAUGUCAGAGCAGGGACCUGCAGCUAGUCUAAGUGAGUUGAUAUUAUUAACCUAGUUUUCGUAACUUAGCCUGAAGUGUCUAAUAUAUGUUUUUCCGCAACAAAGUUGCCGUCUUGUACUGUGUACUUUAAUAAGUCUGUUUUAUUUCACAACUCACCGUCGUAAUACAUUACCAUUACUUAUUUACCAAGCUUUGUAUAUAUGCAAUAGUUUUGGAAUACAUAAAUGUGAAAAUAAAUAACGAUUUAAAUAAUGAA
Molecule: messenger RNA, 2726 nt
Organism: Chilo suppressalis (striped riceborer)
Lineage: Eukaryota; Metazoa; Arthropoda; Insecta; Lepidoptera; Crambidae
Source: the annotation of a GenBank genome assembly